Molecule: messenger RNA, 551 nt
Organism: Cynara cardunculus var. scolymus (artichoke)
Lineage: Eukaryota; Viridiplantae; Streptophyta; Magnoliopsida; Asterales; Asteraceae
Product: actin-related protein 2/3 complex subunit 3-like
Exons: 4
Coding region: 19-531 (170 amino acids)
Biological process (GO): Arp2/3 complex-mediated actin nucleation; regulation of actin filament polymerization
Cellular component (GO): Arp2/3 protein complex; cytoskeleton
Molecular function (GO): actin filament binding
Source: RefSeq, a predicted model, not a curated record
AAUAAUCUUGCAUUAAACAUGGUUUACCACUCCAGAAUCGUCGAUCUAGGAGGAGUUUCUAAAGCUUGCGGGUGUCCCUUACUUCCGAUUAGAAACCAAACGAAAGGACACGCUCGGUGCUCCGAUCAAGGUGAAGACAUUGUGGAUGAAGCAAUCAAGUUAUUUAGAGCAAAUGUGUUCUUCAAACACUUUGAUCUGAAAAGCCCUGCUGAUAGAAUUCUGGUUUAUUUAACAUUUUAUAUAAAUUUGGCCUUGAAAAGGCUUGAAGGCUGCAGAACUGUGACCGAAGGAACAAAUGCCAUCAAGAACCUGGGUUUUGAACAUGUUCAUGUUCCUGGAGAAUCUGGUUUUCCUUUUCAUGGAAUCUUUCCCCGUCCCGGGGCUAAGAAAGAAGCAGAGGUACUUCGGGAUUAUUUCAAGCAGAUAAGGGAGGAAACGAGUAGAAGAUUGUUGAACGUUGCAUACAGAGGAAACGGGACUCCGAACAAAUGGUGGUUGGCAUUCGCCAAACGUAAGUUCAUGGCGUUUUAGAAAGACAUGAAUCAACUAUU